AUGAGUUCCCGGUCAGAUGCGAGAUCGAGUGAUGCUAGGGCCAGGGUGGCGAGGCGACCAACAUCCAACUACCGCGUUAGGUUCAGACACGGUGUGUACCCUAAACAUGAGGGUGAAGCGACAAGGGCCGACAUUAAGAAGUACGAUUACUUCUUCCCGAGUGAGCAGACUUGGGUUGGUUCACCUGGCGACGUGGACUUCAUCGAUGAGUCUGCACAGGUUGCGGCCGAUCUGGAUGCGGUCGAGCAUAGUCGAGCUAGCGAGAGUAUUCGAAGAGCACCCACAAGGCUGUUACGAACAAGUACAUCAGAGAGGGUACCUCGGAUUACUGAGCGCAGUAUACCUCGGGCGAUGCAAAUGCGCAUCCGGCCUGCAUCGCAUGCUGCGAGUAGCAUAUCAUCCGCUUCUGAAGCACCUUCAACAGCUUCUAGCAGCCCUAUGCAUGCAAACUUCCAGCAUCGUCGUCAUGACAGCCCAGCUACUAGUUCCAUGUCUAGUCCAGAUGGUAGCUCUUCAAUCGAUUGGCAGCACGAAAUGUGCACUUCAUCGCCCUAUCAUUCCGUCAAUACCUCGCGGGCCCCAUGGCCUCUUUCAGAUCCCAUCGAAGCUCAUCUUUUCCGCGUUUUUGUGGAUACGCAUGCUCCGCGGUGGGACACUACCAGUUCGUACAGUGUAUUUGAGAAGGUAGUACCACAGAUGGCCUUGACCAACUCCAUGCUGCUUAAUGCGGUUUUCAUGACAGCGUCGCAGAUCGUAUGCCGUACAGACGCUUCCUUUCCGGUCAAGCCAUUCGUGUACCAUGAGCGCGUACUGCAGGACCUGAUACAAUACCUAGCUGACCAUGGCCGCAUACGGGACGAGCCCACAUUGGUGGCAGCCAUGCUAUUGCGAGGGUUUGAAGAAUCGUUUGCUGGCACCCGUGGUCAGUCGCAUCUUUCCACGCAUGAACUGUUCUAUGGUCCUUCUGGCUGGUUGUUCGACAUGUCAAGCCCCGUAGUGCAGGCAUGUUUUAUGGUCCACGUGAACUUUGAAGUUUACCAAGGUCUGCUGAACAAGCAGAGCUUACAGGUUGACUACCGCAACUUUGUUUUACCUGCAUUGGUAUCACCAAGAGAUGAUGUUGAGUGGGGUAACCGGAUCGUGUGGAUCUGCGCGCGCAUCUUGCAAUGGUCUCAGGGAGAUUCACGCCAGCUGGAUGAAUGGGACAUAUUGAACGCUUUGGUAGACAACUGGGAACGGGAGCGACCAAGUAGCUUUGAUGCGUUCUUUUACCGAGAAUCUGGCGCAAUAGAAGGACAAUCCGUAGAGUUGUGGUUUCCCAGGAUUUGCCACGGUGGGUCGACAUAUGAUCAGUGUACGCCUCCUCACUGA
Molecule: messenger RNA, 1371 nt
Organism: Parastagonospora nodorum SN15
Lineage: Eukaryota; Fungi; Ascomycota; Dothideomycetes; Pleosporales; Phaeosphaeriaceae
Exons: 3
Coding region: 1-1371 (456 amino acids)
Biological process (GO): positive regulation of transcription by RNA polymerase II
Cellular component (GO): nucleus
Molecular function (GO): DNA-binding transcription factor activity; transcription cis-regulatory region binding
Source: RefSeq, a predicted model, not a curated record